Aspergillus clavatus NRRL 1 is the source of this 927-nucleotide messenger RNA. RefSeq names its product NUDIX hydrolase. Gene Ontology annotation, biological process: coenzyme A catabolic process. The record is from RefSeq and is a predicted model, not a curated record. Gene Ontology annotation, molecular function: coenzyme A diphosphatase activity; acetyl-CoA hydrolase activity. The transcript is spliced from 5 exons. Lineage: Eukaryota; Fungi; Ascomycota; Eurotiomycetes; Eurotiales; Aspergillaceae. The coding region runs from base 1 to 927 and encodes 308 amino acids.
AUGCCUCGUCUCAACCUCGCUUCGCAGAAAGCGAUUGACCGGCUGAGGAAUUAUCGGCCUCCACCGACGAAUUAUGACCUGGUGCCGUUAUCGCGACGCGCGGCGGUCCUGUUGCUGCUCUAUGCGGAUGCGAAGGGGGAUCUGAGGGUUGUGCUGACGAUCCGGGCGAAGACGCUGAGUUCAUAUGCUGGCCAGGCUGCUUUACCAGGAGGACGGGCGGAUUCGCUAGAAGAAACCGCAUUCCAAACUGCACGCCGCGAGGCACGUGAAGAAAUAGGUCUGCCUGACCUCCGUCAGCAGUUCCCGCAACCCUUCAAGGUCGAGCACCUCUGCGAGUUCCCGGCUAAUCUUGCUCGAACGGAGCUGGUUGUCCGCCCUUGCGUGGCGCUGCUCCAUUCGUACGACGGCAAGACCGGCGAGAAUGCUGACCCGGAGGUGUCGCUGAUCCCCAGGCUGGACGCUAGAGAGGUUGCGGCCGUCUUCACGGCGUCAUUUCACAAUUUCCUGCGCAUGAGGGAUGGAGAUGACUGGGGCACCGGAGACCCAGCCGAAUGGUAUCAAGGAGCCUGGACCGAGUGGCAUCAGUCUAAUUGGCGAAUGCAUCAAUUCUUUGUUCCCAUCGACAACCGGACCGUUGUCAAACCACGUAGCAGCAAUCGGACGCAGAACUUAGCAGCAGACCAGCUGAAGGAAAAGGAGGAGUCGGGUGAGGUGACUCGCUACCUUGUGUUUGGCAUGACGGCCCGCAUUCUAGUGGAUGUCGCGCGGGUGGCAUAUGGCGAGGAACCGGAAUUCGAGCACAACAGCCACUUUGGCGAUGAAGACAUGAUUGCCAAUCUCCGGAGGAUGGGGCGGUUGAGUGCCGUUCGAAAAGCCACGGAUGAACUCACGCGAGAGACAAUGCAGAAGGCAGCCAAGCUCAGUUAG